AUGGCGACCUCUAAAGUCGCGAUCGUUACCGGCGCUGCGGGAGGCAUCGGCAUGGCGAUGUCGAAGCUCCUGAUCAGUAAAGGCUAUCACGUUGUUCUCGCCGACAUCGACGCUGAAGCAGGAGCCCAUGCCCAAGCAACAUUGGGCUCCAGCUCCCUCUUUGUCCAGUGUGACCUGGCGGAUUGGGACUCGCAAGCGGCAAUGUUCAAGGAGGCGUAUAAAUGGCACGGCCGAGUCGACAUGUGUGUCGCCAAUGCUGGGAUCGACGAGAAGGAGCAGUUUUACACCAUUCCGGAAGUUAACGCGGAGCCCCAAAAGCCGAAUCUCAAGGUCAUGGACGUCGACCUUGUGGCCGUCAUCUACGGCCUCAGGCUUUUCCGGUACUACUGGCAAAAGAGCGGCAACCUGGGACUCGGAAAGAUGAUCAUCACCAGCAGCAUGGCGGGAAUCUACGCUUUCGUUGCAGCGCCCAUGUAUUGCGCUGCUAAACACGCGAUUGUCGGGCUGGUGAGAGCAUCAUCGUUCAAGUUGCUGCAGACCGAGUCUCUUACCAUCAACACCAUCUGCCCUGGCCCAGUGGACACUGGAAUCAGCGAUCUCAUGAAGAAGGUGGUCCCAGCAGAGCAUUUUACUCCCAUGUCCGUGGUGUUGGGCGCGUUUGAGAAGUUUGUCGAGGAAAACGUGACUGGUCAAGUGGCAGAGUGCUCUAACCAGACCUUCUAUUUGCGCGAACCAGUGAACUAUUCGGACGAUAACUCAAGAUUCUUGAUUGAGGAUAUGAAGCGCUUCUCCUAA
Cladophialophora psammophila CBS 110553 is the source of this 795-nucleotide messenger RNA. RefSeq lists its product as uncharacterized. Gene Ontology annotation, cellular component: cytoplasm. The transcript is spliced from 2 exons. NCBI's taxonomy places the organism in Eukaryota, Fungi, Ascomycota, Eurotiomycetes, Chaetothyriales, Herpotrichiellaceae. The coding region runs from base 1 to 795 and encodes 264 amino acids. Gene Ontology annotation, molecular function: oxidoreductase activity, acting on the CH-OH group of donors, NAD or NADP as acceptor. The record is from RefSeq and is a predicted model, not a curated record.